Messenger RNA from Botrytis porri, 741 nucleotides. RefSeq lists its product as uncharacterized. The transcript is spliced from 2 exons. Bases 1 to 741 code for a protein of 246 amino acids. The record is from RefSeq and is a predicted model, not a curated record. NCBI's taxonomy places the organism in Eukaryota, Fungi, Ascomycota, Leotiomycetes, Helotiales, Sclerotiniaceae.
AUGAGUGCUAAUACGACGAGUAAGAUGGAGCAGAGACUUGCACUCCUCGGAGAGGCAGAAUCCGAGCACGCCUACCCAGCAGGCUCGGAAGAUGGCAACAGCGAUCACACAUUGUCGCCAUCUUUGUGCGACGAUGAGAAGCUUGACGAUAAUGAGCACCUGCGUUCCAUCAGGAAGUGGCAGUACAUAGGUAUUUAUAUCGGGCUAGCCUUUUUAUUCGUUAUAUUUGGUAUAGGCUGGAUUCUCAGUACAAGAUUUUCUUUCGGUUCAUCUUCAGCCCAGUUUGUAAACAUGGGAGAAUGCGGCCGUACACCGCAAGAAGCCCGAGAUAGUGGGUGUGUCUUCGAUCUUAUGAUGUCCGGUUGGGUGCAUCCUCCUUGUUACGACCAAGAACUGUCCGACGAGUUUUUACUGGUCAACAAUUUCACCUUCUACAGAGAACGAGAAGGUAUAAAUACCCUGACGGAAGCUGAGGCUCGCCUGGGAAAUUACGAGGUCAUAUACAGUCAUGGAACUUUCCACUAUCAGCAUUGCGCCUACAUCUGGGCCAAGCAAAUCCGUGCGAAUAGAAAGUCGCCCCUUGUUCUGGACAGUGUAUCACGUUCAAAAGAGCACGUUGAGCACUGCUACAAUCGGGUCGGGAGCCCGAACGCUACUCAGCUCCAACUCGCAACUGGGACGAAGAUAAAGAGAUCGGCAUUCAGGCUUAGAUGUAUAAUUGGCGAGAUGGAAGUCCCUUGA